AUGGGGAACGAUGGUCCUGAUGCACUCUUCGAUGGACCUGCAAUGUGGCUGAGGUUCACAACUGAUGGAAGUGUCACGUAUAGUGGAUUUAGCCUUUGGGCUAUCAGCAUGCCGCCUAAUGCAAGCGCAGACUUCAACUGCACCUUCGAGAGAGGGUUUUGUGGCUGGAGACAAUCCAACGAGGACAGUUCCAACUGGAUCCUGCAGAAUGGACAAACUCCUUCCUUCAAUCCCGGACCACUUUUCGACACGACAUUAGGCAGGACUCUCAAUGUGUACCAUGUUCCAGUUAAUCAGACAAUCAGUGAGGGUGAAAUCAUCUUUACAAGUGGUCACUAUGUAAGAGAUUGGAUCAAAGCCAGGAGUUGUGUGAGAAAUGCUACUUCAGAAUUUCAAAUUGCUCUUGAGGCACUCCAUGGUAACAGCUUUCGGUCGUACACUGCAAUCGAUGACAUUAAUACUGUUAUCCCUCGAAUGUUCCUCUUUGAUUCAACUGAAGACUUUCCAGCUAAUGAUGGAGAAGCAGUCCUUAUAGAAGGAGAAGAUCAUGCAUUUACGUGCAUGGUACCACACGUAAACCGCGAUGUAGAAUUUGUCUGGACCUUGGCUGGUCAGCGAGUGAAACAAGUCAGUAGCAGAAGCGUUGACACCAUCGACGGAUUGAGUGCUAGCAGUAAUAUCAUUGUGUCACCUAACGGAGAGAUACCAGUACAUGGAAAGACACUACAAUGCGAAGCGUUCGACGCAGACGGUGAGCUGAUCGACAAUAUGACUGUAUCAAUCGCUGUAAAAGGCUUCAACUGCACCUUCGAGGAAGGGCUUUGUGAUUGGAGACAGUCCGAUGAGGAUGGGUCCAACUGGCUGCUGCAGCAGGGGCGAACUCCUUCCUCCAACACCGGACCAGAUUUCGACAGGACGCUAGAUGCAAGUGGCCAAUACGUCUAUUAUGAAGCAUCCAGUGGAUAUGGAGACACUAACGCUAUACUUAUCAGCCCUGUCAUUUCGCCAAGUGGAGAACAGCCAUACAACAAAUGGUGCUUCAGCUUCUGGUACAACAUGUAUGGAAGGGACAUGGGUAAGCAUUUUAAUCCGUUCUAG
Patiria miniata (bat star) is the source of this 1098-nucleotide messenger RNA. RefSeq names its product MAM and LDL-receptor class A domain-containing protein 1-like. The record is from RefSeq and is a predicted model, not a curated record. The transcript is spliced from 6 exons. Lineage: Eukaryota; Metazoa; Echinodermata; Asteroidea; Valvatida; Asterinidae. Gene Ontology annotation, cellular component: membrane. The coding region runs from base 1 to 1098 and encodes 365 amino acids.